Messenger RNA from Amphibalanus amphitrite, 2192 nucleotides. Its product is annotated as zinc finger and BTB domain-containing protein 45-like. Gene Ontology annotation, molecular function: protein binding. Gene Ontology annotation, cellular component: nucleus. The transcript is spliced from 7 exons. The coding region runs from base 195 to 1319 and encodes 374 amino acids. Gene Ontology annotation, biological process: regulation of transcription by RNA polymerase II. The record is from RefSeq and is a predicted model, not a curated record. NCBI's taxonomy places the organism in Eukaryota, Metazoa, Arthropoda, Thecostraca, Balanomorpha, Balanidae.
GGGCGGAGACCAUUGCGGCGCCUGCACAUUUCCUCAGUGUGGUGUUGUUUGUUUUUGAUGAGCGGUGGAGGUGCAGCUGGGAGUGGUGCGUUUGAUAUUGGCGUGAAGAUAAACGAUAAUAUCUGACAUUCGGUAUUUUGAGACCCUCAGGAUCUUCAGGGUGCUGUGGCACUGCCAGCCCAGCCAUCCUCAAGAUGGACAGUGUGCCACCUGUGGAGCACUUCUCGCUUCGCUGGAACAACUUCCAGUCCACCAUCACCUCAGCUCUGGCCGGACUCCGAGACACCCAGGCGUUUGUUGAUGUCACACUCUGGACUGAUGGACGUCAAAUCAAGGCGCACAGGAAUGUUCUCUCGGCCUGCAGUCCUGUUCUGCUGGAGCUGCUUAAGGAUAACCCGUGCGCGCACCCGAUCAUCAUCCUGCGUGACGUCACGCACGCGGAUUUGUCGGCCAUCGUGACGUACAUGUACCAGGGAGAGGUCAAUGUGGCUCCCGAGGCGCUGCGCACCUUCCUGCACACCGCACAGCUGCUCAAGGUCAAGGGCCUGGCAGACACCGGCAUACAGCAGGAGGCGGACGCCUGUAUCUACGACUCGCCGGUAUCAGCCGGCAGUGAGUCGCCUCGGCCGGUCUCGCCACCGAAGCGGCGCCGGCCGGCAGCCGCCGACGAGCCGCCGCCGCCGGAGCUGGCGCCCGCUCCCGCCCCCGCCACCGCCACCGCCCCCGCCCCGGUGGCGGUGAACGGGCAUGGACCGGACGGCGGCGGCGGCGGCGGGAAGGCAGUGACGCCCGAGCCCGAGCCGCCCGAGACGGAGGGCGAUAGGGACAGGGAGCGGGCCCGGGAUAUUCUGAUCGACCGGGACGGCCUCUCGGCGCAGCAGCUCAUGCUGGCCGUGGAGGAGCUGGAGAAUGGAGAUGUUGCCAUGGAUGCGCUUCCUGCUAUUGAUGACCCACCUUCUAGUCUGCCAUCGCCAGCGACCAUGCUGGCGAACACCCCGAUUGUCGGCGGUGCUAAUGAUCUGCUGCGUCGCUCCCGCUGGUGUCCCUCCUGUGACAAGAUGAUCGUGCGCGACUUCGCGCGGCACAAACGCGAGGUACACGGCGAGUCCAAGCCGCUUCCCUGCGACCUGUGUGGCUCGGUGUUCAAGUACAAACGCUCGCUGCAAGUGCACGUGAAGCGCAAGCACGACAUCUCCUGGGAGAACUACCGACAGACUUUUGACGUGGUCCCGCCGACCGACUCCGAGCCCCAGGAUCUCAGCCUGCGCACCAGCACCCGCUCGCCAGAGGCUAGAUUCAGAGACGAGGGCGCCACCUAGAGCGGAACCGAUACGAAUCCGCCACAGUGCCAACGUGCCGCCAGCCGCCGCGGGCUCCGGAGCUAACUGAGAGCUCCGUGAGCUACAGGAGCCUUCGGAGCCACGGGGGGAGCCGUGAGCGAGCUGUGGAUGAACCACAGGAGUGCCAGUUGUGAGGGGGCGUGGCGAAGUUCCCCGGUCUGCAGGGACUGAUUGUGGAGGGGCUGGUCCGGACAGAAGGGCUGGACCGGUGACUGUGGCUCCUCCAGUGAUCCGUGGGGGAUUUUUCGGCGCCUUUUCGCGCCACUGUGUUCAGGGCUGACGGUGUGACGCGUGUGUGAGCGUCUGCUCGUGAGUGUGGGGACGGGACGAAAUUUUCAGACGAGUGCCGGGCUGCCACCGGUCGCGGUCUUGUUCAGACCGCUGCGGCCAACGCACAAGCUUCUGGCUUACCCCGCCGACAUACCCUGCCGUGCGUUUGUGUGCUUGUGUGUGCGUGUGUUUUGUACUCGCCCCGCGGCGGGAGCUUUCAGUCCAGGACUCGAGUCGGCCUCUGAGCAGGUCGGAUACCCAGUCAGCGUGCUGCGCCCCAGAUUCAGUCAUGUCGUAUAUAUUCUGUACCCCGAGGGCAUGUUAUUAUCGUUUGCCAGCGCGUCGGCUGCGCGGCGCGCCUGUUUAUAGCUUUUUUGAGCGGCCGGCGCGGGCCGCUAUUCCCCAGUUGUGAUUGAGUUGCCAUAUUCUUUCCUCGGAGACAUUCCAGCGAAACUGUGAUGACAGGACUAGUCUCGAGACACGCCUGGCCCGCGCGGGGGCCGCCCGCCGCCGCUGCCGCCGCUCUCUAUCUGUUUAUCGCCUGUGGCUGAUACAAAUGGCUGAAUAUCAUUAUACAGUGGA